Pocillopora meandrina is the source of this 8739-nucleotide messenger RNA. Lineage: Eukaryota; Metazoa; Cnidaria; Anthozoa; Scleractinia; Pocilloporidae. The record is from the annotation of a GenBank genome assembly.
AUGAUAUCGUUUCGUGUGGCUCUGCUGGUAAUGAUUACUUUGUAUCAAAUUGCCAGUAACGAUUUUUGGUCGCAAAGAAGAUGUUGCGCCAAUGCUGAACAACCUACAACAACCGCCGAGGCAAAGCGCGAAACUAAGUCUCUCGUAGAAAUUGCACUUCGUAGAGUCGCAAACGUCGAGCGACAGCUUCAAGAACGAAAUGGCACUUGUGACAAGGUUGAUUUACUGAACAUAACUUUUGACGAAAGGAGAUGGAGGCAAGAAGCUCUUUUGACGGUACAAGUGGCUAACCUUAUGACAUCGCUGUGGCGCUCGCGCGGAAGAGACGGUGAUCCCAUUGGAGCUAACGACGCGCUUCUGUACCACUACGUGCGCUCGAUCGUUUUAUUUUCGCCGUCUGUCUUCGGUUCAGUGAUUUGCUUUGACAACUAUUUGUACAAGAACUACACAAGAUUUUGUCCCUAUGCAUUCAGGGAUCCCGAGUUAAAAAAAAGUGUUCAUGUCAUAGAUAUAGUUUCGGCGAGUCAAGGUUAUGACUACACGACGGACGAAAAUGCGAUUUGGUGGCACAAACCUAAAAAAAAAGCACUUACUUUCCGUCCCGAGAGCAUCACAAGCUAUUAUGAAGUACGAUACAACUUAACCCACACGGAUGAUAAAAAAAAACGGGUCUUCCCGCAAGUGACAUUUGAAGAUGGGGCAUGGACGCGACCUUAUUUCGACUGCUUUGGGGGAAAGGUUUGGAUGGUGACCUAUCUCGCUCCUUUUUACAACGAAACGGACGACUUCCUGUGAGUAUCAUAACCCAAGCUAUUUGUUUCAAGUCGUGCUAUUUGUGCGCAUUUCUCAUUUUCAAAAUUUAGAGUGAAGACAUAACGCAGAGAGGAUUGCUUCGGAUGAGUUAUUCGCUUAUUUCACACAUUUUUUAAAAUUUUUAGAAGCAUAUUCCCCCAGUUUUUUUCUUGUCUCGGUGACGCAGUCGAGUUACACCGAUAGCAGUAUAAGCUGUCUUGAAAAAAAUUGUUAUAGAACAAUGUGAAGGGUACACCUCCAUUAUGGUUUGUUUGAUUUUACAUAAUAUUUUGACUGACAUUUUGGAAUUAAAAUUAUUUGUGCAGGUUUUCCUUUUUGAAUAAUGAAUAAUGGAAUAAUAAUUGAAUAAUCGAGUCUUACAUUUCUGCCCGUUUUCCCCCUUUUCUUUUCUAUAUACUGCGCCACUUUUUUCUCGCAAUAUUGAAUUCUAUACCAGAAAAGCUGUCGGAACCAUAUUCUUUACAACCUUCGAAGCGAAGAAAUUUUAAUAUUUGUAAACCCAAAUUAAGAGCUGUGUCACUUUUAUAGAAAAUCCUGACACUUCUCUUCGUACAGAUUGGACUGCAUCAAAUUAGAACGAUCCGGCUGAGCGACACAACUAAUAUUGCUAAUAAAACAUUUGAAAAUUAACAAUUGAAAAUUAAAACUUAAAAAAUGGUGUUUCUUGGCGAGAGAGACUUGGUUUACAAGUGCUCACCAUCUGAUGAUAAAGACCAAUGCUACAAUGCAAUGAAACAUUAUCUUUGAAAGCAAACCUCAUCAAAAACAAAAUUCUGAGUUGGAUAAACAAGUUGUUAUUCACGUUCUAUAUUCCAUCAUCUACGUAAAUACGUUGAACUGAGAUGGGCAGGUUAGACGUGAAUAUGACACAACCAUUGUUUCUUUAAUAUAACAGUCUAUGUUAAAAAACAUUGUGUGCUCCAUUAGAUUGCAUACGAUUAGCAACUCGUACUUUUUAUCAAAAUGUAAAUUACUAGACUAUUCAAAGAUAAGCUAUAGUUUGCUGGGCAUUAAGACAAAGUUUAGUAAUCCUUGUUCUUGAAUUGAGAAAGACUUCACCAUUUGUUACAACUCCCGUUUUGUUCUAUUUUUUUUUCAAUUUUAAGACAUCGGCUAAUGACUUUAUAGUUCCGAGAAAUCAGCAUUUACAAGUUUGGCACUUAGUCGUUUGAAGUCAUUAUGAAAAUGAUGUGCUCUCCCUGAUUGCGUACAUUUCCUCUCACUAUUAUUAGAUAUCCAAAAAAAUUACCAACCGAACUUUGCCUAAAGAAAUAUCACUGACUUGAUGUGGUGAUAUUGAUGCCAGUAGUCUAUAUUACAAUAAAAGGUAAAAAAAAAUAAUAAGAGAAACGAAAAACACGCGAAAUUAAAAAAAUGAGAUGACAUAACUAAUAUUUACCUUAGUUUCGGUUGGCACCUGGUGUCAUCACGUCAAAUUGUAAAUAUACAAAUAUCGUCUUUCAUUUUUCUACACCUGGCAACGAAACCAUAUUUGCAUUUCUUUCGAAAGUAAACAAGUGUUAUCCCACCAGUUAAAAACUACCACUAAAAAUCGAUCCUUUAGGUAAAUUGCUCUUUUUAAGUCCAACAUUUCAUGUCACUAGCACUACGCAUGCUCCCAAUCAUUGUCGCAUUGUACCAAGACAUUAUAUUUAGCAAUAUAGAUAUAGAUAGGUUUUAGUGCGUUUAAGGCCCUGACAAGAGCGGUUAAGAAGAAAAAUUUAUAAAUUGUAAAAUUAAAAAUAAUUAAAAUUAAUAAAAAUUAUACUUUUGGUCGAGCAUAUCCAUUUAGAGCACUUUCUGGUUGAGUUUAUUAAAACCAAAACCAGACUAAUAACAACGACUAAUCAGAGGAGAGGAAAGAAUCGCCAAGAGCUAAAGAGAUCUCAAUGUAAAACGAACCAAACUACGCGGAAAACGCGUGCGACCACGUCGGUUUAAGUUUUACUUCUAAUUGGUCGAGAGGGUAGCGAAGAUUUCUGGACCAAUCACACAACGAAGUAAAGCAAAACCAAUUCAAUUCCGGAUUACUUUCGGUACUCAGUUGAAAAUUGUUCUACAUGACCAUCAUUUUUCCUUUUUUCCUUUUCCUUAAGGCGAACAUUUUUUAAUAAAAAAAAAAAAUUAAAAAAAAUUCAUACCUUUCAGUCCAAUUGGUGUCACGGUAUAAUUUAAUCCACAGAAAGACCACUAGAAUCCAACAGACUCAACUACUUUCUUAAACGAGAAUUGUGAUAUUCAUAAGAAAAAAGGAAUCCUAAAGGCAGUACAGUAAUUAUCCUUAAUAAACUUACUUAAGCCUAUUACAAUCUAUUUCUUAGCUCACCACUCACACAAACUCACAGUUGUCUCCAGAGUUCCUUGAAAUGAACAGUCUUGUACAGUAGCUCUCUCUUAGUAUAUAGCUUUCUAAACAGUCGGUCACUCCCGAUUAUCACAACAACAAUUAGUACUACACAACUGAAUCCUUAACACACUUACAAGUUAUUCUGGAUCCUUACAACACCACUGUUUUAGUAGUUUUACUUCACUACCACAUGACCUAAUGGAAUGCUCCAGAUAGUUCCAUGGCGUGCAUAACAGCAUGGCUAAGAAUUCUAGAAAUUUCUAGAUAUUUAUCUUACAGGCAUUAUCCAUAACAUUAGUGUCUCUAGCUAUCAUUGUUUUAUGGUUUCUAGGGGUGUGGUCAGUAUCGAUGUGGUACUUAGCGACAUUGACAUUAACCAGUGUGACGAGCAGGAGUCCUCUGAAUCUGAUGAUGGAGUGGAGAAAGGACUCGGAUAUGCAUCUGAUAAUUUAAUGGAAUUCAUGGGUACUCAUCUCUGCAAGAAAUCAACAGAGGUAAGAGUCUUAUUUCUAGAAAGGUAAAAAAAAAUGUAAGCAACGAUUUAGCUCUGGUUUAUAUGACUGGAGACUGGAGAUCGAGGUCAAGGUUUGAGAAUUGGCUAGGUAAUGGCGUUUUGUUCUUGGACAACAAAGCAUUCUCUUUGCCUGGAAUUAAAGAUGGGUAGCAGUAAAUUAGUAGGAAAACCUAAAGAAAAAUCCAUAAAGACAGAUUAUGGACUGGCAUUCAAUCACGAAGGAGUAGGCAUAUAUUCCGCCUCAAGCGACAAAAACCGGGAUAGGCUCUGACUGGCGUGAGGCAUUUGGCUCAAGAGUAGACUCCUUUUUUACCUGUGUGUAAUGCUAGUAAGAUGAACUGCUCAAGAUUGACCAAGAGAACAUAAACUGGGGAUGGGAAUAAGUUCUCUCGGUUUAUAUUCUCUUGGAUUGAUCUAAUACGAUCACUGACUGGGAAGGACAAGUACACGAAAAGAAAACUGCAUCUUGGUAACGGCUACCGCUCUUAUUGCGUUUCUUAAAACAGUGUCAAGCAAUCCAUAAUCAAGGAUUCAAGCGAGGGAGCUACAUAUGCACAUGUAAGCGAGGCUUUUACUUCCCUGACAGUCACGCGUCUGUGAAGGCUUUUAACGGAACCCUCAUUGAGCGCCAACACGAUCGAUAUCUACGAGGCGACCCAAACUCUUACGAAGAGGACUUCGAAUGCAUUCGUUGCAGUGUUGGAUGCGACGAGUGUGUUGACGACAAACCAUGCGUUUACAGCUCUAACAGCUAUAUCCGUUUACCGCUGUUUUUUCUAAAUGCACUCGUUAUAUGUGUGGCUGUAGCAUUUGCUGUAUGCGUGGGAUUACACUGGAAUGACAGGGUAUGUUAAAUUUACUAUUCUCUAUUUGGAGAAGCAGACAGAUUUUGUGCAGCAGCGUUAUAAAAAAAGAAUUAUUCGCAUUGAAAUAAUUAAUACGAUCAGGUUUAAAAAUUAGCUUCUCCAGAACUUGUCUUUGUUUUGUUUUGUUUACUUUUUUCUCGGUGUGUCGCUUUUUUUUUGUUUUCAGAUUUUCAAGGCCUCCAGCCCGCGCUUCAUGGAAAUAAUAUUGUUGGGCGCCAUGUUAAUGUACUCAAAGGUAAGCAUUCUCCUUCAUAAUUGUGUCUUUAUAACCUUGUUAUUCCGCUGUUGUUUUUAAGCGUGGUUAUUUGCGUCUAUUUCCAGCUCAUCGUUUCAUACUUCAAACCUUCAAGCCUCCGUUGUAUUGCACGACCCUGGUUGCGUCAUAUUGGAUUCGUUCUGGUGUAUGGAUCUUUGGCACUUAAAACAUGGAGGUAUGUAUGUAUUUUUCAUUUCGCGAAGUAGUUUUCUAUGGAGAAGUAAACAGGCUCACAAACAAACGAGUUGGCGAAAGUAAAAUGAAAGACUAUCAGGCAGACAGGAAAACUGAGAAAACAGCCUGAGCCAAUAGGAGGUUCUCAUCGGGGUUAACUGUCAGCCGUAAAACGGCAAAAAAAUUUAGCAUUUAGGCGCAGAAACUGAAAAAUUUUAUAGGUUUGUCAGAAAAAAAAGUUAACGGUAAAAACUUCUCUCUUAACCGUCACGUAACGAAAUUAACUGCUAGCUGUAAAAUUGUGAAACUUUUAAUCAUUAGCCGCAAAAAGCCAUUGAUCCAUUGCCACCCCAGAUAAAGACAAGCCCGAGGAAAGCGGAAGGACCUGUCUGUCUCACAAAUAGAAGACAGACAUAUGAAUAGACAAAUUAACACAAAAAGACUGAUGCUAGUUCUUUGCAGGGUGGCAUUAAUAUUUCGAGUACGAUCGGCCCAGAAGCUCGCUUUAUCCGACGGGGUACUGUUGAGACGGCUAGGUCUAUUGGUACUGCUAUACUCUGCUUAUCUCACUGUAUGGACUGCAAUGGCGCCGCCAGACAUUGAAGAGGCGAGGACAUCCGAUGACCUGAAGUUUACGCGCUGUGUAGAGAAUUGGUUUGAUUUUACGGUCAUAUUCGGUAUGUAACUGAUCAAGCAAUGGUUAAUUUCGGACGUCUUUUAUAAAUUUUUCCAUUUUAAAAGCAGUAGCGUUUAUUAUUAUUAUCAUUAUCAUUUUAUUCUUAAUAUUGAUAUGGGGCUUCGCUGCGCGCUACGAGCUCUACUUCUAACAGUGGCCAAUUAAAUCACAAAGAGCCAGAGGGAACAGAACAUAUUGUUAAUCCUUUAUUUGUUUUGUAGAACCGCACAUUCUGACCACUACAAGCGAUCUGAUAAAAUUCAGAUUCCUCACUGAGAAUAUGAUUCACACUCACGGUUUUGUUUAAAUAAAGAAAGUAGCCGUAGUUAAGAAGGUUCUGAUCUUACCGAGGUUCCUUACAAAAGCGCCAUUCUCUUUUAGCAUCAUGUAAAAAUCACGCAGCAAGCCCCAAGCGCAGAAAACCAGAGGGUGGAAGUCAAUACUGUUAUAUUAACUGGUUAAAAAAGUGUUUCGGGUCUUCUCCCAUUAAUGACGUAUGUAGGAAAAUCAAGUAAACCCAAAGUUACAUUUAACAUUUCCUCCACUGAAAAAAAAAAAAAAAAAGAUUUGUUUUAAUCAUGAUUAACGAGUGCAAACCAUUUUCAGCCGGGGACAUUGCGUUGUUGAUUUGGGGAAUGUGGCUUUGUUACAAGAUCAGAAAUGCACCGGCAGCUUAUAACGAGAGCAAGUACAUUAGCUGGGCCGUUUAUAACGCUAUGUUUGUCACCAGUUUCCUUAUGGUGGUCAGGUUUGUGCAAGACUACAUGAAAUACAUUUUGGGGUGUCCUAUUUCCUUGUAACAAAGAGAGUUACAUCACCAGACUGAAACUCCCAUAUAUCGUCAUGUAUAGUCCUCUAUGCAACGAGUCCCUCUCAAGCUUAUGCCAAAUUCCAAACCAAACGGAGAAAAGCCGCACACAAUAUUCGAAAGGCUAAACUUAAAGCAAAAGAGAUUCCAUACAGAUCUCAAAGAUUAUCAUAGUCGAAUCUACCACAUUUAUAAAUGAAUCCCCCAAGCGUUUUUCUUUUUAACUCCAAUUCACUGAUGAUCUGCCAAGUCUAACCUGAGUUUCCCUCAUUGUUCGGUUGAGCAUUUUUUCCAGUUUUGAGUUUUGUUCUUCGGCUUGAUAUAUCUCACCAGCUAGUUCAUAAGACCACAGCAACUUUUACGACUCGUUUUCGAAUCUUAGUUCUAAAUGUAAAUUUUGCUGUCGAUACCAGGAUCACAACGAAAAGAAGAACCAACCCAGACAUGAUGUAUGCUCUGGACUUUGUUCUGAUUCACAUGGACUGUUCUACUGUGUUAUUUCUCAUGUUCAUACACAAGGUAAAGUCUGUACUCGAGCCCAUUCGCUAUGAACCACCCCUUCACAGCUUAUCUCGGUUUCCAUGUUGCAUGAAGCAACAAGGAGUAUUAUUACUCCCCCCAGGUUGAGAUGCUAGUCCAUAGCUUAAAAAACCAUAGCGAAAGCUGAAGUGUGUAGCUGACUGGAUAACAUGAGCAUGCUUGGGAAAAGCCUUCUGACCCAGCGCUCUGACGGCUUCAUUGAAAAAACUUAAGGAAAAAUUUAUUUUUCUGAUUUGAGAAAAGACAAAGGAAGAGGUUUUGUAUUUGUACAAUCCAUUUUAGAUUCUCUUGUGUGCUCCCCUCCAUUGAGUCCGAGUUAGUCAUGAUUAAAUGUCCAUAGCAAGGUUACUCCCCUAUCUUGAUCAGUCAAAAAGAUGCCUCAUGCUAUACCGUAUGCAUUGUGCGUUUGUUUGGCUGAAAAAUCCACAGUACUUUAAGAAGAUACUAAAAAUUGACUUUCAGAUACAGUUUAAUUUUAACUUAAAAGCCACCAACCCUUACUGGAUAAGAACACUUUUAUUUUGUUGAAGUAAGGAAGGGCACAGGUUCAAAGACGAGGAAAGGAGGUUGUCGAGCUUUUACAGGACGUUUUUAGUCUGGGUGUCUUUUAAGUGGCCAUGAUGGCCAACUGUUAUGAGGGAUGUAAGACCACUAUGAGAUUUAUGUGUAUUUUUCCUUUUUCUAUAGUUUUUGUUGUUACGCCAAAUGCAAAGAUCAGUGAAUAACGCUGUUCCAUCAAACAGCAACAACAUGCUUGUACCAGAUGACGAAAUUGUUGUAGAACGAAUACCUUAUAAUCAAGAGGACUUGUUGAUGAAAGAAAACCAAGUAUUGAAGGUAGGACACUGACACUCCCAGCUCUAAAAUGGUCGAAGGUGCCUUGGUCAGAUGGACAGAAUGAAAGUGCGUGCGCUGACUUAAGCGAUUACUUUUUAUCGGCUCAGCCUCAUUUUUGGAUCAAUUACCCAUAAUCUGGCAUCAUACUCAUGCAAUGGUUUUUUGGACUCAAUAUUAAUUAGAAUCAAACAGCAGAAAGGAAUUGAUGAAAUAGGAACAAGCCGAAAAGAAUCAUUUUCCUGUCACAACAUCAUUUAAAACAUGUUCAAGGUCACACAAUUGAACCCUCUAUGCAAGUUAGUUUUAAAAUCUACUUCCGUCCAAUCCGAAACUAAUCGUUAGCCCAAAGCUAUUUAUCCUUUUUAGCAGGUGGCGCAAGAGUUUCUUUCUCUAAAACGAUUGAAAAUCAUGGUGAAGCAAAUGCAAUGCAAAAUCACACCAGACACUUGAGGGAAAUUGUUUUAUUUGCUCUUCUUUCUCCAUUGAGGAACGCGACUAAAUUAUUAGUCCAAGUUUACUAUGAAACAAAUAUUUGCUUCUCUGAAAAGGACGAGAUGCGGCGACUGAGUGAAAAAGUAGCUGUUCUUCAGUCUCGCCUGAUGACAGAUCACAACCAUCCAGUAGAUAACAUAACCUCUCGCCGACGACAGAGUGCUUUCACCACACUUGUUACAGAAACUGGAAGUGAUCUGAAAGCAAAACGACUGUCAUUACAGCUGCCACUAUCACAGCUGCCUAACUGCGAACGAGGCAAGGAAAAGUCCUCCAAGAAUCUAAUGCCCGACGUUAAUAAAAUUCAGGAAGCGAGUUUUCCAUUGAAGCUGAAUCGCCCAUCAUCUUCAACAUCAUCGCUCCGUUCGGUUUCCGUGCACAGCAGAGAGGUUUCCCAGAGAAACUCUUCUCUAUGA